Molecule: messenger RNA, 1823 nt
Organism: Paramisgurnus dabryanus
Lineage: Eukaryota; Metazoa; Chordata; Actinopteri; Cypriniformes; Cobitidae
Product: tumor necrosis factor receptor superfamily member 17-like
Source: RefSeq, a predicted model, not a curated record
UUUGUCUCUCUCUCUUUCUCAGUCUCUCUCUGUGUCUGUCAGUGUUUAUUUAAGAGUCUUCACAGUUAUUGUCUGUAGUGAUGGAGAAGGGAUCAUGUGCUCCUGGUUCUUUCUGGGAUUCUUUAACCAAACAAUGCAUAUCUCACACAUCUCAUGAGCUGAGAUCAUCAUCCAUCACAGAUGUUCCUAAGGCUGUUGUGAAGUCGGUGUUGAGCGUCAGAGAUGCGACAGAGCCGUGGAGCGCCGUAGGUCUCAGUGUGUGGAUCUGUGUUGGACUGGUGGUGAGUGGAUCACUGCUGGUCCUCAUCUUCUGGUUCAUCAUCUACAAACAUCACAGCAGGACCUCACAGAACACAGCUGGUCAGAAGGACGAUCACACUGCAGUGACAUCACAACAGGAAGUUCUGCAUCUCAACGGCCAGCUACAGGAAGUGUCCAUCACUGAGGAGACAUGUGGGCGGGGCCUGUGUAAUGGAUGGGCGGAGCAUGUUCUGCCACUCCCUGCAACCGAGUUGGGAGAUUCUGCCCUCGUUACAACUAAAACUUGGCAACCUGUUGAGGUUUGACUAAAACUAAUGAAAUAUAUUCAACAUUAGAACAGAUUCAGAUUCACUUCAAGACUUUAGUUUAAGGUUUCAAGGUUUUUAGUUUAUGUUUUAUAGUUACUCUUAUAUGACAACAUAAAGUUUUACUGUAAAUAAACCAAAAAUAAUGGCUCUUAAAUACCGUUUUUGUCUUCCUGCCAAACAGAGAAACACUUCUGGUUUAAUAAAUAGCGAAUGAUGGUUUGCAUUCAUCAAAUUGAAUGCCUUGAUGCUAAUGGAGUCUUUUAUGACGGUGAUUCUCAAAUCUGUUUCUGGUGAUCCACUGCUCGUGUGUUUUGUAUGUUUCUUACUUAUUUAACACACCUGACACGUCAUGAACUCAACUCAGUAGCUGCAUUUACAUUACCCUUUAAAGGCGCAGUGUGUAAUUUUUAGACGGAUCUCUUGACAGGAAGUUGUCUCUGAUGAUGACAUUUUUAUCCGGUGGCGGCUACCGUAGCUUUUCUAUGUGUUUCAAAAGUGAGGGGUGAGCGGUGCACUGAGCCAUUGGUUGCGAUUCCCAACCUCACCACUAGAUGCUGCUAAAAUGUACAAACGGCACCUUUAAAAAUACCCUAGAAUGUAAAACUUUAUUUAUGUAGGCAUAGAUGAAUAAUAAGAGUUGUGUACAUGGUAAUGACAUAUCAUGAGCCUCAAACAUGUUUGUUUCCUCCUUUUUAUGUAAACCUCAUACUCUUACAUCUCCUUCUGUUAAUAAUAAUGCCUAGUGCGAUGGAUGUGAUAUUAGUAAAACUACCAACAUCAGUCGACGUGAUGUUUGGAAUGACUUAUCAUGAGAGGAAAGACUAUGUUUCAUCAGUUAAUGGAAAUGCCAUUGUUGACAUUAGAAAAUGACGGUAAAGUUUUGCGCAAAUCUGCAAUGGAAAUGCAGUUUGGAGUGUUAGAUAAGAGAGAUAAACACAAUACAGAUCAGUGGAUCACUACAAACAAUCAAGCUCUUAAAUGAAGCUUUAUACGGCUGUUACGUCAAAUGAAAUCUUUUGGAUUUAGUAACUCUUUUAUUUCAUUUAGUGGGAAAUACUGUAACAAACACGCUUUAUAAAUAUGUUUCUUAGAUAUUUUAAAUUUAGAUGUGAUUCAGAUCUGCUGCAUUUUGAAAAGCAAAUUUUCUUCUUUAUAGUUUAGGGAGAUUUCCAGUGUUUGGUUAUGUGUCAUAUUUUCUCACAUAUUAAUGUUAAAAAACAUUUUCUUAUGUUUGUAUAUUCAUUUGUCAGUUUG